This is a messenger RNA of Emiliania huxleyi CCMP1516, 708 nucleotides long. RefSeq names its product NIF3-like protein. Bases 1 to 708 code for a protein of 235 amino acids. Gene Ontology annotation, cellular component: mitochondrion; cytoplasm. The record is from RefSeq and is a predicted model, not a curated record. The transcript is spliced from 3 exons. NCBI's taxonomy places the organism in Eukaryota, Haptophyta, Isochrysidales, Noelaerhabdaceae.
AUGCGCGCCGGCAACGUUCACCUGCAGCCCUUCCACCGGGUCCUCUCCGCGUCCCUCUCGCGGCGCUUCCCAGAGGCGAUCGCCGAGGCCGGCGACACCGUCGGGCUCACCAUUGACACGCUGCGCGACGUGGAGCGCGGCGCGUCGGCGCUCGUGCUGUUGUGUGUGGACUUGACGGAGCAGGUGCUCUCCGAGGCGGCUUCGGCGCGCGCCCACUUCGUGGUGACGUACUCGCCGAUGCCGCACUCCCCCUUCACGACGCUCUCGACGGACGACGUCCUUGGCCGGAUCGUGCUCGGCUGUGCAAAGCACCAGAUUGCGGUGCACUCAGUGCACUCGGCGUGCGACGCGGCGAGCGGCGGCGUGAACGCCUGGCUCGCCCGCUCGCUCGCGCGCGGCGUCGUGCGCCCCAUCGUCAAGCACCCGAAGGUUGCCGACGCGGGGCAAGGCCGCGUGCUCGAGUGCGACGAGGCGACUCCGAUCUCUACGGUGGUGGAGCGGCUAAAGGCUUUGCUGGGGGUACGCUUCCUGCGGCUCGCGCUGGCCGCGGUGGUCGCGCCCGAGGCGCUCGCAAAGGCGCAGGAGUUCCUCACGGUCAAGACGGUGGCGGUGGGAGAGGGCGCCACCCUGCUGCGAGGCUGGACGGGGGACUUGCUGGAGCUCGAGAGCGAGUUCGCAGACUCGGACUGGAACGUCCUCUUCAAGUGA